Microthlaspi erraticum is the source of this 921-nucleotide messenger RNA. Lineage: Eukaryota; Viridiplantae; Streptophyta; Magnoliopsida; Brassicales; Brassicaceae. The record is from the annotation of a GenBank genome assembly.
AUGUGGUUUCAUGAUCCAUCGAGAUGUCUUGGCCUUCCACGCGUCAUAAACAUCAAUCGGCAUGAUCAUCGUGUUUCUCGCACUUCUCUUCUUGGUGUUGUGAAUUCUGUAUGUGGAGUUUGUCGCCAGAAGGUGGAUUGGACUUGUGGGGGUUAUCUUGUAAGAGGUGCACUGGCUAUGUCGUGCAUUCGAAAUGUGCUACCAAGAGAAGGAUGUUGGAACGGGAAAGAACUUGAAGGAGUACCUGAAGAAACAGAAGAUAUAGAGCCAUAUGUGUUACAGACGAGACUAAUUGGUUCCGGUGUUGUGCUUGUCUUAGAAUGUCCAAUGGUUUCAGGUACAAUGAUGAGAAACUGGAAGGAGUUAGAUGUCCGAUGUGGUUCGAUUUCUGAGCCAUUUGUCCAUCCAAGUCAUCCCAAUCAUCCUUUAUUUGACAUUCCAAAUAAUCUUUCUACAAAGUGCAAUGGUUGCAAAACUUAUAGGGGAUAUGCUGAGCUCAGUUGCAUUGAAGAUGGUUGUGGAUUUGCCUUAUGCUACGGUUGCGCCACUUUACCACAAGUUGUAAAGCACAGAGUUCACGAUCAUCCUCUCACACUAUGCUAUGGAGAAGAUGCAAGUGGUAAAUACUGGUGUGACAUUUGUGAGAGAGUAUGUGAUCCAAGGAAGUGGUUCUACACGUGUAAAGAUCACCAUGCUAGUUUGCAUACAAAAUGUGUGCUCGGACCUUAUGUAGGGUUCAUGCCAAGAAGCAUACUAGAGGAUUUGGACUCAUAUGAGGUGGUGCUCAAUGGUAGUGUGUCUCGCCCAUUUUGCACCAAGUGUAAGUUGCGUUGUGUAUACCCUAUCAUCUUGAAGAGGCUUGGAGUUGGAGUCUCAGAUGGAUACACUUGCUCUUUACUAUGUGCAUAUAAAUUCAAAUAG